Molecule: messenger RNA, 1881 nt
Organism: Pestalotiopsis fici W106-1
Lineage: Eukaryota; Fungi; Ascomycota; Sordariomycetes; Amphisphaeriales; Sporocadaceae
Exons: 5
Coding region: 1-1881 (626 amino acids)
Molecular function (GO): cholinesterase activity
Source: RefSeq, a predicted model, not a curated record
AUGCUGUCAAUCAGCAGUCUUUUCCUCGGUGCAUUGCUAGCUGGCGUUGCAAGCUCAGCAGCAAAGCAUCCCCGUGCGACGAUAGACUCGGGAGAAGUCAUUGGUUCGGUCACGAAGCUGCCUUCGAAUAAGACAUCAUACAACUUCUACGGAAUACCGUAUGGUGCGAAGCCAGAACGCUUUCGCCCGCCCGAGCAACCCAAGCCAUGGACGUCGGCUCGAAAUGCCACGACGAAACAGAACAUCGCUUGCUACCAAAACUACAUUUACAACGAUGCGACGUACGACAAUUUGAUGACGCUCGUUGUGGGACCAAAUACUGCACCCCCGGAAGAGCGAGAAGACUGCCUAACUCUCGAUGUCUACGCUCCUCCAUUUGUCUCUAAUGGGACGAAAAAGGCGGUUCUAUUUUGGAUUUAUGGCGGCAGCUAUCGUACUGGAGCAAACACCAACCCCAACUACGAUGGUUCGAGCUUUGCAGGGGAUCAAGACGUUAUUCUAGUGUCUCCAAAUUAUCGAUUGAACGUUCAUGGUUUUCCUGCCAAUCCUCAGCUCGAGGAUCCAGACCAAAACCUGGGACUGCUUGACUUGCGCCUCGCCCUCGAAUGGACUCGGAACAAUGUUGCAUCCUUUGGCGGCGAUCCCGAAAAGAUUACACUCAUCGGUCAAAGCGCUGGUGCUGCCAUCGUCGAUAUGAUGGUUUCAGCACCUCCGGAUCCGUUAAACUUCCGCGCGGCCAUCAUGGAGUCUGGCCAGGCAAGCUACAAUGGUGGAGCUGCCAUUCCCGGAUGGGCAUACAGAACUCUUGCCGAGGCCGUUGGCUGUAAUGGAACUGCCACUCAAAAGUACGACUGUAUGACGACGGCUUCGGCGAAACGUUUGAAGACCGUAUCCGAGAACCGCUCAAUCUGGUUUGGUCCUCCCAUCCAGGACGGCGCGACUUGGGCCAAGGCACCACGCCAGAAUAGGCUUCACUCGACAAACGAGAGCUCAAUCAUGGCACGUGUCCCGAUACUCAUUGGUAGCAACGCUGAAGAGGGUGCCAUCUACACCACGGGUGUCAAGAGCGCCGUGUCUUUUCUACAAGAGCAUUACGGCUUCAGCAAGGCCAAGGCAAAGGCUCUCUUGGAGUAUUACCCGAUUGUGCCAGGCAGCCGUAUUCAAACACAACAAGAUCAGGCCACUGCAGUCAUGACUGAAUCUUCUUUUGGCUGCCCCGCAGGCUUUGUGUACAAUGACUCCAUGUCUGUCGGUAUUCCUUCCUGGCGGUACUACUUCAACGCCAGCUUUGCCAACUCGGAGCUCGUCCCAGGUGCAUACCACGCCUCGGAAAUACCACUGGCCUUUGGCACAUACCAGCGUGAAAAUGCGACGGACUUCCAGGCCAGCCUGUCAAAAGAUAUGCAGCAAGCAUGGAGUAGGUUUGCAAAGAACCCCUCUGCAGGUCCGGGGUGGCGCCAAGAUGCCGUUGCGGUAUUUGGAGGGAACGCAAGUCCCGGAGAGACGGACGAAAACCGUCCAACAAUGACCUUGGCGACAACAAGCUGGAUGGACCAGAGUAACACCACCUUGACGACCUGGUACCUCCAGAAUGAGGAUAUCAGUCUGCAUGCUCGGUUCGUGUACCUCGUCGAUGAUAAUGCACGAAUACCCGCUGAAGCUCUGAUCAUUCUGCGUCUCGAUAAGCAACAGCCCAUCCGUAACAAAUCUCAGCCUCGUAUGCUUGGACAGAAUGAGCCCUUCCUUUCCCGCAAGCCAGCUUCGAAGAAGUUCAACGGGCAACCCAAGCACCCCCAGAUACAAGCCCGCCUUGAGGCAGCCCACAAAACAGUGGCCGACACAACAGCCGUCACUUCCUCACUGGCUGGCGUGACGCUGUAA